CGUGACGUCGCCAGCAGCUGGAGCCGGAUAUCCGCCACGACCGGAUAAAUCCCAUAUUUGGGCAUUCUUAGCAGGCGCAAUGGCAGCUUACAUUGUGUGCGAACGGCUAGCUUGACGCUGAUUGUGUAGUGUAAAUGAUCGACUUUUAGACAUUUUCAAUCCAUGAUCGAGACGGAUGAGUGGCGGAUUGGAACGUAUAUAUUUUUGAAAAUGUCAAAAACCAAGUGCUAGCGACCGCUCCGUCAAACCACCACCAAGCCGAGACCACUUAGCACGGCGUUAGCAUCCCCAACACCGUUUGCGUAUUUUCUCGCUAUUCGCACCUCCCCCGACUCUCUCACCCGGUGUCAGCCGCUCUCCAUGCCCGAGGAUGAACAGCUUCUCCCUCGGCGAGUUGUGCUGGCUCUUCUGCUGCCCGCCGUGUCCGAGUCGCAUCGCGGCUAAGCUGGCGUUCCUGCCGCCUGAGCCCACCUACUCCAUCCACACAGACGCGAGCGGCGCGACGAGCCUGCAUCUCACCGAGCGCGCCGACUGGCAGUACUCCCAACGCGAGCUGGACGCCGUCGAGGUGCUGGUGACCCGAACCAGCCGGGGAAACCGGGUCGGCUGUAUGUUCGUCCGCUGCGCGCCCGCUAGCCGCUACACGCUGCUGUUCUCCCACGGGAACGCCGUGGAUCUGGGCCAGAUGUGCAGCUUCUACAUCGGACUCGGCUCCAGGAUCAACUGCAACGUGUUCUCCUAUGAUUACUCGGGUUACGGGGUCAGUACCGGGAAACCGUCCGAGAAGAACCUAUACGCUGAUAUCGAAGCGGCCUGGCAGGUGCUGAGGAACAACAGGUGCUGAUAUUGAUAUCUAAAG
This is a messenger RNA of Sinocyclocheilus grahami, 859 nucleotides long. Its product is annotated as protein ABHD17C. Lineage: Eukaryota; Metazoa; Chordata; Actinopteri; Cypriniformes; Cyprinidae. Bases 371 to 844 code for a protein of 157 amino acids. The record is from RefSeq and is a predicted model, not a curated record. Gene Ontology annotation, biological process: protein depalmitoylation; regulation of postsynapse organization. Gene Ontology annotation, molecular function: palmitoyl-(protein) hydrolase activity. The transcript is spliced from 2 exons. Gene Ontology annotation, cellular component: endosome membrane; plasma membrane.